CAGCCUGCCCGCUCCGAAACCCUUUGCGCACCAGGCACGAGAACGAAAACGAAAACAAAAUGGCGGCCCCCAAGGCGUUCGGUGCUUCCCGCUGCCGGGUGCUCCUGGCCCUCCUCGCCGCGGGCCUCUCCCCCGGGUGCGUCCGGUCGUUUUGCCCUUCGCCGCACCCCCCCCCGAACAGCUUUGCCUCUUCGAAGGCACGGCCCCCGCCGGCGGCCCUGCACGGGUGGGUCCAAAAGGACGACGGGGAGUGGGAGUGGGAGGAGGACGACCCGGACUUUGUGCCGCCGCCCCCCGUCGAGGUCGCGGCGGCCGAGCCCUCCUCUCCCGCGGCCCCAAAGGCCACGGCCACCCCGCAGCUCCCGUCGGGAAAACUCAAGCCGAAGCAGUCGCUGGGGCAAAACUUUCUCCGGGACGGCAACACGGUCGCCAAGAUGAUCAAGGCCUUCCACCAGGACGCGACGGUCCACGGGGACCGCCCGGGCAAGCCCCUCACCUCGAUCGUCGAGCUGGGCCCGGGGGCGGGGGCCCUCACCGACCGGCUGGUCGAGAACUACGGGACGGAUGUCCUCCGGUGCAUCGAGGUGGACCCCCGGGCGAUCGAGAUCCUGGAGGAGAAGCACCCGGCGCUCGUCGUCCACCACCAGGACGUCCUGCAGGUCGACUACCCGGAAAUGGCGGAGGAGCAGGGGGAGCCCCUCGUGGUCAUCGGAAACCUACCCUACUACAUCACGAGCCAGAUCCUCUUUGCCCUGGCCGACGCCAGCCACUACGGUGCCGUGGACUGCGCCACCGUCACCAUGCAGUGGGAGGUGGGCCAGCGCAUGGUGGCCCCGACCUCCUGCAAGGACUACGGCAUCCUCUCGGUCGUCUUCCAGACCUACGCGGACGUCCGGUGCCACUUCAAGAUCCCGCCCACCGUCUUUUACCCGCAGCCCAAGGUCGACAGCGCCCUGCUGGGCCUGCACUUUCUGGGACCCGAGAAGCUCCGGAGGCGGCUGGCGGGGGUCCGGCCCCGGGACUUUCGGACGGUCGUCACUACCGCCUUUCGCCAGCGGAGAAAGACCAUCCGCAACACCCUGAAAAAGCUCCCGGGCAUCGAGAAGGAGGUCCUGAUGCAAAAGAUCGACGCUCCCCCCCUCCCCCUCCCGGCGGAGGUCCUUUCCGCCAUGGAGGCCGGGGACGCCUUUGCGAACGCCCAGGAGCUCCCGGACGACUGGAUGCGCAAGCGGCCGGAGGAGCUCACGCCGGGGCAGUUCGUCGAGGUGACCCGGCUCAUGUACGGAGACGCCGGUGGCAGCGCCGGCGGCGACGACGGAGAAGCCCCCUCCGGAGACGCCCUCGGGAGAAAGGUCUGGCGAAAGCUCAAGCACGGAACGUAGCAAGGSAAGGCACGGCAAGGCAAGGCAAGGCAACGCACGGCACGGCAAGGCACACGGCCCCGCUACACACGAC
Messenger RNA from Pseudo-nitzschia multistriata, 1455 nucleotides. NCBI's taxonomy places the organism in Eukaryota, Bacillariophyta, Bacillariophyceae, Bacillariales, Bacillariaceae. The record is from the annotation of a GenBank genome assembly.